This is a messenger RNA of Lepisosteus oculatus (spotted gar), 4897 nucleotides long. It is a transcript of the gene sp4, whose product is annotated as sp4 transcription factor. The record is from RefSeq and is a predicted model, not a curated record. NCBI's taxonomy places the organism in Eukaryota, Metazoa, Chordata, Actinopteri, Semionotiformes, Lepisosteidae.
GGGGGGCGGGACGUCCGCCCAUCAGAGAAGACCGCUCCUCUCUUCUGUUUCAGAAAAACAGCGCUAAUUUGCCGGACCGGGGGCUGGCGGCUCUGCUGUAAGGGGCAGGAGGGCGGGCUGGCAGUAGACGUGCGGGCGGCGGUACGGGCCGACGACGGGGCCCGCCGCCUGCUGAGCUGGGCUCUGCGAGCGGGGGCGUCGCCCUCCGGGGGCCUUCAGGUUCGGCUGUGCGCGGCCCUGGCGAGUGGGUGGGCCCCGUGCGCGGCCGCCGUAAUUGAAAACUUGCACUCGGACGUAUUAAAUAUUAAUUACGCAGGGACGGGGGGGGGUGGAGCAGCCCGGAAUGAGACGAGCGGAUCCCGACACGGAGUGCUUCGCGGGCCGUUAGCGGGCCGGGACCCCCGUGGGUGACAGAUGGGUGUCCGGAGCCUGGCCUCCUCUCGGGCGAGCUAAGCGCCGCCCUUCCCGGCGGGAGUGUCUGUGAGCAGCCGGGCCUGCCGAUUGCCGCGGCCGCGGAGCGACGCCACAGCCCCACAGCACUCAUUCGUGGAAAAUAGGCCGUCCUUCUCCGGGCUUCAGCCAGCCUCUGAUCCACAGCGUCCGGCCUUUUUUCUUAAACAACUCCUCUCUUGUGUUUUUAUUAAUGCGGGAUGAGCGAUCAAAAGAAGGAAACAAUGUCGUCAGAAGGAGGGAAAUCAUCUGGCGGUGAUUAUGCUAAUAAAGGCAAAACUUCGGGAUCCCAGGAGGCGCAGCCGUCUCCCCUCGCCCUGCUGGCCGCCACAUGCAGUAAGAUAGGAGGGGCUCCGGGAGAAGCGCCGGCGCAGCAGCAGCAGCACCAGCAGCACCAGCAGCAGUUCAUCCUCGACCCGAACCAGGGGCUCGUCCAGCUGCAGAGCCCGCCCCAGCAUCUGGACCUGGUCACCACGCAGCUGGGCAGCGGCUGGCAGAUAGUGGCAGCCUCCCCCGCCGUCCCGAAGGAGAGCAUCGCCCAGGCUAGCGCCGCCGGAGCCGGCAGCGCAGCGUGCAGCAGCAGCAGCAGCAAUGACGGGAGGAAGGUUAAAGCGGCCGGGCAGCAGCAGCAGCUCCAGGUCAUACAGGUGCAGAACAUGCAGAGCCCCUCCGGAGGCAUCCAGUAUCAGGUGAUCCCGCAGAUCCAGACCGUGGACGGCCAGCAGAUCCACAUCAGCUCCGGCCACCCCGCGGCUCUCGGCGUGCCGCAGGAGCAGAUCCAGCUCAUCCCGGCCGCCGGCGGCCAGGCGAUCAUCGCGGCGCCCAGCAGGGCGCCCUCGGCCGGGCUGGUGGCCCAGAGCGCGUCCGGCCCGGCCGUCCCGUUCCAGCUGCGGCCGGGCAUGUCCUUCCCGCUGCAGCUGCAGACCAUCCCCGGCGCGCAGACGCAAGUGGUGACCACGGUGCCCAUCAACAUCGGCGGCGUCACUCUGGCUCUGCCGGUGAUCAACAACGUGGCCGCCGGGGGAGGGUCUGUCCAGCUGGUCCAGCCCCCCGACGCCGGGGUCUCCAAUGGGAGCCAGCUGGUUUCCACGCCCCUGUCCACGGCUGUCAGCACCAUGCAGGAAUCCCCCGCCACUCCCACCUGCACGGCCACCUCCGCCGCCCUGCCCAGCAGCGACACCCUGGCCGCGGCCCCGGCGGAGGGCGGACAGGACACCGCCGCUCCCGAGGGCGCGUCCUCGGAGCCGGAGCCCCAGAGCGCCCCGCCGGCCGAGCCGGACCCCCCGGGCCCGGUCCAGUCCAACGGGCUGCAGCCGGAGCCGCCGGGUCAGAUCCAGCAGGUGCAGAUCGUGGGGCAGCCCGUGCUACAGCAGAUCCAGAUCCAGCAGCCCCAGCAGCCCCAGCAGCAGCUCAUCCAGGGACUCUCGCCGCAGGCCAUCCAGCUGCAGCCCGGACAGGCCCUGCAGAGCUUGCAGCUCCAGGCGGUGCAGAGCCCGGCCCAGGUGCUCAUCCGGGCGCCGACCCUCACCCCGUCCGGCCAGAUCAGCUGGCAGACGGUGCAGCUGCAGAACAUCCAGGGCCUCUCGCCCGGCGUGCAGGUGCAGAGCGCCGGGGUGGCGCCGCAGCUCACCCUGACGCCCGUGACCACCAGCGCCAGCGGGGGCUCCUUCGCGCAGAUCACCCCGCUGGCCCUCAGCGGGACCCCCAUCACGCUGAGCGCGGCGCAGCUGACGUCGGUGCCCAACAUCCAGACCGUGAAUAUCGCCAACCUGGGCGCCGCCGGCGUGCAGGUGCAGGGAGUCCCCGUCACCAUCACCGGCGUGCAAGGCCAGCCGCAGAGCCAGGACGGCGUGAAGGUGCAGCCCGCGCCGGUGACGGUGGCCGUGGGCAACAUCACCAACGCGGCCCUGAGCGCCGUCAGCCCCGACCAGAUCGCGCAGGUGCAGAUCCAGCAGGGCCAGACCGCCUCGGACCAGGAGGGCCAGCCCAGCAAGCGCCUGCGCAGGGUGGCCUGCUCCUGCCCCAACUGUCGAGACGGCGAGGGCAGGAAUAACAGUGAACCCGGGAAGAAGAAGCAACACAUCUGCCACAUCGAGGGCUGUGGGAAGGUCUAUGGGAAGACGUCGCACCUGCGCGCUCACCUGCGCUGGCACACGGGGGAGAGACCCUUCGUGUGCAACUGGAUCUUCUGUGGGAAGAGGUUCACCAGGAGUGAUGAGUUGCAGAGACACCGCAGGACACACACAGGUGAAAAAAGAUUUGAAUGUCCGGAAUGUUCCAAAAGGUUCAUGAGGAGCGAUCACCUUUCCAAGCACAUCAAGACGCACCAGAACAAGAAGGGUGGAGCAGCCCUGACCAUUGUCACCACAGAGGACAUGGAGGCCACAGUCAACGAGGUGCUGGGCUCCCCCAGGAUUGUCACUGUGGCCUCGCUCUCCCAGGACUCCAAUCCCACCACGCCCACCGCCUCCAGUGGCAUGGAGGAGUUCUAGCCCGCGGAGUCGGGUCUGGGCGUCGCUCGCACCCAAGGUCACAUGCCUUUCGAGAUAUGAAAGUGGACUGAAGAAAAAAAUGUUCAUGCACAUCAGAUUUUUUAUGAGAGAGAAAGAAUAUGUACUGAGAAAAGUCUAGUAAAAAAAAAAAUCUUUAAAAAAGAUGUCUAUAUCGAGAGUCCGAUAAGCACAAUGACUGGGUAAUGCCAGUGUGAGGGUAAUGAGUGUGCCACUAGGAAGGGUCGUUCUUUUGGGGGGGAAAUCUAUUUCUAUGCACAAAAAAUGAUUUCUAGCUUGACCUCAUUAGUUAAAGCAAGCAUUAGUUUUAGUUUACUGGUGUGUCUUUCGUAACAGACUUCAGUCUUCGGACGCGACCAAGGGUACAGACAGAGGAAGACAGGAGAGUCUUCAUUUCAAACUCACCUCAGCUGCAGAAGAGCUGAGUGACCCCCCCACGCUGAAGCCCGGGGGGGUUCUUUUCAUUCACUUGGGAAAACCAGGGAGGGGUCACAGUGAAAGGGUCCAUCUGUCCGUACAUGAGCAGCAUGUAGAAGCCCUUAGAGCAGAGGCAUACGACGGUGUCUCAUUAAAUCUUUUUCCUGAAGAACUGAUCAGUUGGCUCUUUCCAUUAACUUGGGAAAAAUGAUAUUAGUUUGAGAGGAAAAAAAGCACAGACUGACAAAUUUAUAAAUAUCGCAUACGUUUUUUUUUAGAAACGGACAAUGCUGACUUUUUUAACAAAAAGAUGUAAGCUGCCUCCUUAAUUGUGCUUUACUAAGGAGGUGAUACUCUGAAGACAAUCUUUCUGAAACCAUGUUUACAUUAGAAAACAAAGGUCACGCUUUGAUCUUUUAUAUUAAAGGCAGUUUGUUACACUCACCUCAUUUUCAAUAGAAUUUAAAAGUAUGUUUUGCUUUUCUGUUCAUUUGAAGAUACUAAAGUAACACAUUAGGGACUAAAUCGCCUUAAUAUGUAGAGAAGAUGCAGACCCACUCUCCAGCUCCAGAUAACCAGAGGGGCCUGCAGAUACCUACUUUGGUUCCCCUGUGAAGAAUCUGAUGUUCAUUGUGAGGUUGUGUUCCAAGUCCACUAGUGUGUCUUCAAAGGGAUGUAAGACGGUGCCCAAUUCCCAUGCGGGCAGCAGCUGCUGCAGGCGCAGGAGAAGGCGGGCACAGGUGUGCAAUAGCUUUGAAUGAAAUGACCUUUUGUGCUUUGUUUUUUUUCCAUUCCUUUUCCUGUUGUAAUGUUGAUGCCUCUGUCUCGCAUUGUCUUAGAGCAGGCCCAAUUAGCAAUUAUGAUGUUAAAAUAAGUUGUGCCAGUGCCGUUAUAGAUGUUAGUUUAUGGAGAUCUUAUUUCAGUUAUAUUCAUAUAUAUAUAUAAUGGCAGCAUUAGGUGACUGUGUACCUUCUGGUUUAUUUAUCCUUAUGUUCUUAUUUGCCUUUUGCAAAUUGAAAAACAAAGCUGUAGUGUAUUGUAAGUUUUCCUAUUCAGGAUAUAAUGAGCAGCAUGUUUUAUUUAUGUUUAUAUAUUCAGGUAUUGUACUGAUAAUUUUUAACCUUGUGGUCUUAUUAUAUAUGUAAUAAUGCCAUCUUAAUUUAACCUGCUUUUCUCUUACACAAGUAUGUGUAAAAAAAUAAAAAUGUCAAAACUGUUUAAAACAGGAUAAUUGAUACCAAACAAUUGCAAUGUUUUUGGGUAAGAUUUUGUGUGACAGAUAAUUUUCCUUAAUAUUUUCUAGCAGCAUCUCAUUUGUAAAUCUUUUUCUAAAACUUUUGUUUGUGUCAUCAUGACGUUUAAUAACAGAUUUUGCCAGAUAAGCCUUAAAGGCUUUGGUUUAUUGACAUUUUUUUAAAAACGAUUUGUACAAAAGUGAUUUGUGGACAAAAAAGUUAAAAAAAAAAGUUGCCUGCAUAAUAUUUGCAAGUGACUAAAUAAAACUUUAAAAUAAAAUCUUA